AUGUGUCCUUUCCUCCGAAACGUGUCGCUUUCCUCAUCCCCCGCUCCGCAUUCAUCUCCCCUCUCCCACUCCCUCGGGGACCUCUGUGCCGCUUCCGCCACGCUCCCGGGAAAGAAGCCUAUCUUUGAGGAAACGUCGUCCUCCUUCGAUGUCGCUUUCAGGCUCUUUCACGGCGAAACGGGUGUUGUCCCGCUCGCGAAGACCUGCGACCGCGUCUCCGUUAAGUCAGGCGAAAGCGACGACGGUCAGAUCAGCCAGUCGCUUUCCGUAAUUCCCGCGCUCAAUACUUCCGGGAUUACCGCCGAGAAGAAGUCAUCACAGAGCAUUUCAACCGCGAAGGAAACCACUAACGCCUUUUCCCUGAUGGGUUACGAGACAGCUGGAGAGCAGGAUCAGGAGGUUUGUCCGUACGCUGCGGCGUUCGCAGGCGGUCUGGGUGCGUCAGCAGCGACGAUCAGCCUAUCGGUGUUCGGCCCAUCCGGACCGUUCAGUUAUGACUCUUUCCGAUCUCGCGGGGAGAGCAGCAAGGAGCAGCAGAGACGGAAGGAGCAGGAGGAGAAGAGGCGACGCGAGGAGGAAGCUUCAAAGUGGAUCAUCGCAGUGCACGCGUCCGUUCCGCUGGUCGCCGUGCUGCGAAAGGCUGCGCUCAUGCCGAACUACGCCAUGGCCUUCACUAUAGCGGCCUCCGUUAUUGGCCAGGCGAUCGGGGCGAGAGUGGAACGGAGACGUCUGAAACAGCUCAAGGAAGGCACGGAGAGUGCUGAAGUGGCAGACACCCUUCCUGGUGGCAGCAUUGCAAGCACCAGCACCAACAGCAACAGCAGCUUCAAGUCUGCUGCCAUUCCAAGGCUCCCCCAGCGCUCUGUCAUGCUGUCUAAGACACGCAACGAUUCCCGGGCUGUUCGUGUCGGGGCAUCAGCAGGGGCAGGUUCUUGCACGGCCGCUGCUGGUAAGGAGGGCGUGAGUGCACUUGUAAGCUCCAUGGCUGUUGGCGCUGGUGGGGGAGCGAGUGCUGGCAGCCCAUUGAAGGUUGCUGCUGCUGCGCAUUGA
Closterium sp. Naga37s-1 is the source of this 1050-nucleotide messenger RNA. NCBI's taxonomy places the organism in Eukaryota, Viridiplantae, Streptophyta, Zygnematophyceae, Desmidiales, Closteriaceae. The record is from the annotation of a GenBank genome assembly.